AUGCCAGAAGCUCUGAAUCCAUCUCUACUAGAAGAAGCAGGUUUAAAAGAGUACUGUUUUCCUGAUUCAAAUAACUCUUGUUUGAAGGCUUCUUACCACAUAGCUGCUCAAACAAUAAUAUAUUUGCUCCUGAUGUUCGCGAUAAUUAUUACCAUUCUAGGAAAUUCUGUGGUCAUCAUCUCUAUAGCUCAUUUCAAACAACUUCACACACCUACAAAUAUUUUGGUGAUGUCUCUGGCACUAACAGAUCUGAUUCUGGGAGUCAUUGUCAUGCCAUUCAGCCUGAUCAGGUCUGUGGAUGGUUGUUGGUACUUUGGUCAAGAAUUCUGUUUUGUACACUCCAAUGUUGACAUGUACCUCACAACUGUAUCAGUCUUUCACUUGAUUUGUAUUGCUAUAGAUCGAUAUGAAGCUGUGUGCUAUCCACUUCAGUAUCCUACAAGAGUAACUAUACCUGUUGCAUGGCUUAUGGUAGCUAUAAGUUGGAUUGCAGCUGCAGUGUAUUCAUUUGGUCUCCUGGUUUCCAAAGCAAAUGUGGAACAUUUAGAUGAAUACAUUGCAUCUACAUAUUGCCUGGGAUAUUGCACCAUUAUGUUCAAUGCACUGUGGUCUGUUUUGGAUACAUGUAUCUGUUUCAUGUUGCCUUGUUCUGUAAUGAUUUUUCUGUAUGCUAAAAUAUUUCUCAUUUCAAAAAAACAUGCAAGAAAAUUGGAUGGAGUGAAGCAGGGCAAAAAUGAUCUAACCAAGUUCUCACAAAAGCUGAAACAGGAGAACAAAGCAGCAAAGACUCUUGGUAUUGUUGUAGGUGCAUUUAAUUUAUGCUGGAUGCCGUUUUACAUCAACUCUCUCGUUGAUCCUUAUAUUAACUAUGCUACCCAUCUGAUCUUUUAUGAUGUUUUUGGCUGGUUAGGUUACAUUAAUUCAGCUUUAAAUCCCAUUAUAUAUGGCCUUUUCUAUCCAUGGUUCAGAAAAACAUUGUAUCUAAUGGUAACACUGAAAAUAUUUGCCACAAAUUCUUCUGACAUAAAAUUGUAUGCAGCUUGA
Molecule: messenger RNA, 1044 nt
Organism: Neoarius graeffei (lesser salmon catfish)
Lineage: Eukaryota; Metazoa; Chordata; Actinopteri; Siluriformes; Ariidae
Product: trace amine-associated receptor 13c-like
Exons: 1
Coding region: 1-1044 (347 amino acids)
Biological process (GO): G protein-coupled receptor signaling pathway
Cellular component (GO): membrane
Molecular function (GO): trace-amine receptor activity
Source: RefSeq, a predicted model, not a curated record